UUGCGCAAAGAUUACACAACCAUGAAACUCUCCAUCUUCUUCCUCCAAAUCUCACUCCUCUCGACCACCCUUCUUUAUCUUCAACCAACCAAAGCUCUUCCUCUAUCAACAAAUGGCCGAUGGAUUGUCGACGAGUCAGGACGACGAGUAAAGCUUGCGUGCAUAAAUUGGGUGUCACAUUUGGAGCCCAUAACGGCUGAGGGGCUUGGAAAGCAACCUUUGGAUACUAUGUUGAAAAGUAUUGCUUCUAUGGGGUUUAAUUGUGUUAGGUUCACUUGGCCGCUGUUUCUUGUUACUGAUGAGUCUUUGGCGUCGAUGACUGUUCGUCAAUCUUUUCAAGGUCUUGGACUCAAUGAGUCUAUUGGAGGUAUUAAAGUGAAUAAUCCUGGGAUACUUGAUCUUCCGCUUAUUGAAGCAUAUAAGGCUAUUGUAGAAAACCUAGCUGAAAACAACAUCAUGGUGAUCUUAGACAAUCAUAUAAGCAAGCCAGGAUGGUGUUGUAGCAACUCCGAUGGCAAUGGCUUCUUUGGAGAUAAGUAUUUUGACCCAGAUUUAUGGAUCAAGGGGCUGAAUCAAAUGGCAACAAUGUUCAACGAAUCCACUAAUGUUAUUGGAAUGAGCCUAAGAAAUGAGCUGAGAGGGCCCAAGCAAAAUGUCACUAGUUGGUACAGAUACAUGCAACAGGGUGCAGAAGCAGUUCACUCCAUGAAUCCUAAUGUUCUCGUUAUAAUAUCUGGAUUGAGCUUUGACAAUGAUUUGAGCUACCUCUCAAAUAAGCAAGUAGAUUUAACUUUCACUAAAAAAUUAGUAUUCGAAUUUCAUUGGUAUGGCUUCUCUGAUGGUCAAGCCUGGGCCAAUGGUAACCCAAACCAAGUUUGUGGUCAGGUGAAGGCCAGUGUUAUGAGAAGAGCUGGUUUCCUAUUAGACCAAGGAUACCCAUUGUUCUUAAGUGAGUUUGGCGUCGACCAAAGAGGACUUAAUGUUAAUGAUAACCGAUACUUAGGGUGCAUUCUUGGGGUUGCAGCUGAUCUUGAUUUGGAUUGGGCACUUUGGACAUUGCAAGGCAGUUACUAUCUUAGACAGGGGGUUCUUGGUUUAGAUGAAGUGUAUGGGGUUUUAGCUUGGGAUUGGUGUAAGCCACGAAAUUCUACCUUUUUACAAAGGAUUUCAACUCUCCAAUCUCCAUUCAGAGGUCCCGGUCUUUCAGAUGUUCCACCUUAUAUUAUACUAUUCCAUCCACUAACGGGGAUGUGUGUGACUACGAAAACUUUGCUUGAACCAUUACGAUUAGGACCCUGUGAUGAAUCAGAAGCCUGGACCUAUUCAGAUCAGCACAUUUUGUCACUAAAGGGUACGUUAACGUGUCUAAAAGCAGAUGCUAAAGGUCAGAACGCAAAGCUCGGGAUUAUCUGUGAUGAUUCUACUUCUAAGUGGGAUUUGGUAUCGGACUCUAAGAUGCAUAUCGCUACCAAGCUAACAAAUAAUAGCAGCAGUAUUUGCUUGGAUAUUGCCUCUGAUGGCACUACUAUUAUAACAAAUGCUUGCAAGUGCCUUAACAAAGAUAAAGCUUGUGAUCCUCAGAGCCAGUGGUUCAAGAUGGUUACUAGUACUCGAAAUGUCGUAAAGAAGAAUUCACUAAGUAAAGCGAUUAGUGAUGAAGGAAUGUGGACGGCACAGUAAAACAUAUAGCUGGUGUCUAAUCUACAAGUCAUGAUCUGUAUUCAUUUGGUUCAUAUCAUUUAUAGCAAAUUAGCAUAGAUGGGUAUAGGACUAUUCAUGUAAAAUGCAUUCUUUGUAUGAAACAUGAACUAAGAUGUAAUGUUAUAAAAAAAUGAAUUGAGAUGUAAUAAAUGCAAAAGCUUGAAGCUUGAAGAAAUUCUA
Molecule: messenger RNA, 1881 nt
Organism: Asparagus officinalis (garden asparagus)
Lineage: Eukaryota; Viridiplantae; Streptophyta; Magnoliopsida; Asparagales; Asparagaceae
Exons: 4
Coding region: 22-1680 (552 amino acids)
Molecular function (GO): hydrolase activity, hydrolyzing O-glycosyl compounds
Source: RefSeq, a predicted model, not a curated record